GUGGAGAUACGCAGUACGUAGACGUGGAUUCCUUUAUAAGAUGAUUAUCAACAUAAUUGCCCAAGAGUUUUUUAAACUUGUCUCGGUUGAUUGUCGAGUAUCCGGCUGUAGAACAAUCAUGAAUGUACUACUCUACACGCAGAACGUGCAGUGGUGAUGACGACGAGACUGCCCAGUCAAGAGAAUGCAUGAAAGUGCUACGGCGGGGUGAAGAGACCGGCAAAUAACUCGGCUCCUUGAAUGAAACUCUCCUCCGGGCUCCAGGUUGCAUGUAGAUGUGCCUUUGCUUGCCUUAUGCUAUCCAUUUGCUAAAAAAUCACCUACAGACACACACGCUCUCAGUGAGUAACAUAACUACACAUAUUACAUUUAAAACUAACAGUACAGGUUAGCGUACCUUACGUACUUAUUAUAUGUGUGCUUACAUACACAUACAGCUGCAUAAUCAACAUGAUCAUCCAGUAAUACAUUCAAGGGAAUACCACCAUGUGAGGCGCCUCCAACCUCGUGAGACAAAAUAAUAAUACAAAGCACAUGGAAUCAUUUAUGGAACAGUAAGUACAGAACACAUUACCAUCCAGCCAGACUUUACAUACAUACAUAGAGAAUUGUCGAAGAAGUAGGGAUAAAACCUGAAUGAUCCAUAGAACCUGGUGUGAUUGUGUAGUCUACGUCAUACACUUAGCAGAGGGAGUAAGGAGUGAGCAUGAACAAGAACCUCCAGUACAGCGCGGUGGUGGUGGUGGUGGCGGCGGCAGCAGCAGCAGCAGCAGCAGCAGCAGCAGCAGCAACAGUCAGCAACAGAGCGAGCUUGUUGGUAAAUAAGAGAGACUGAGAGACUUGACGGUGGGAAACGGCGGCGUGGUGGGGGUUCUGCUUCGGAAAUGGCCGCGGGAAAGUAGAGAGCGGUGAGCGAAAAAAGUAGUUUUUUUUAAAUAAAAUUUUUUCCUCCACAUUAUUCACUGUGAGCAUAAUCUCCUCGUGAGCAGGCGGUUUUUCGCCGGGAUGCUGCGGUACUGGCGGCUACUCUGAGCUCUCAGAAAGGAAUAUUUAAGUGUACGGAACGAGACUUGCGAUAUUUGUGUGUGUGUACAUACACUGGCCACGAGAAAAAGGAUAUUUAAGAUAAGUCAGAUCAGACGUAGACUUUGAGUACAAGUUGGAGUGUCAGAAGCUCCAGGGUGAAGGGUUUUCUUUUCUGUGUAGUGUGUGAUCGUGUUGGACUUUAUUUUCCCACAGUCGGCCAACUAAGCGGUUUGACGGUUAGCUUACUAUACGACUUCCUGGAGAUAUCGCGGGCAACUAUUUUAUUUUAUUUUAUUUUAUUUAUUUAUUUAUUUCUAAUCAAAUAACCUGGGGCGUCUGGUUCUGGUCAGACGGAAAAAUCCACCGGAAUAAUUAAUAAUAAUUAAAAGGUGAUUAUUAAAUUGAUAUAUUUGGGUAAGAGAUGGCCGGUGACAGUACGACGAACAAUGAAAUUGGAGAGGGGGUCGAGCAGGGUGCGUCGGUAAGGGGGGAACGGCAUUCCAGAGUGGGCGGCAUUCUGGAAUGCGAUCCCCCCGGUAACAGGAAUUCUCUGAGUAUGAGCGACCAAGCCAACGAGAACACCGACGACCAAGACGACGACGACGACGACGGUGUUUGCCGCUAUGGUGUCAAUCCAGCAAACUCGGGGAUGUCUUUUAUUGAAAUUUGCCAGAUACGACUGCAAAACUUUUUCCCACAUCUUGCACCACCUUCGUCGCGAUACGGAAUCUGCGACGACAAUGUCGAACUGACCGCAGAAAUAUUGGCACAUGAUGUCAUACGAUAUCUUCUCAAAGAAGACAUGUACCUAAUAUCCAGGGACUCAAUAUCUCGCAGCAUGCGUCAUAAUGUUUAUCAGAUGUUGAACAAACACAGUAUCCUGUUUACCAGUAUGGUGAAUCGGCUUAAUGUCGUACCUGAUACAGCGUACGAGGCUUUCACAGGAGUUGCCGAUGAGUUGUUUUUGCACGGCGAAAUAACUUGGGCUAAAAUAGUCUGCUUGUAUGCUUUUAUGGGAAGACUGGCUCUCUGGGCUAGAGAUGGUAGGAUGCAUGCUUUGAAACAGAAAUUACCACUCUAUGUCUCGAGGUAUAUUGGUGAAGCCAUCGCACACUUUAUCAAAGGUUAUGGUGGAUGGGAACAAUUGUGCAUAGAAUAUCCAGUCGCUGAAGAAGUUAGUGGUGCAGUGUGGAGAAGUCUACUUAUGACUGGUGCAACGCUUAGUCUGGUUGCUACUAUUUUAACUGUCACUGCUUGAAAGUAGUCUGAUUAUAAAUUUUACAAAAUGAUUUUUUUUUGCUGUGAAAUAGCAUUUUUUAAAAAUUUAUCUGAUUCAAAAGAAGAAUCUUAAUCUUUACAUUAAAUGACAAAAAAAUAAUGAAGAACUGUAAAAUUUAUAUAUCAUAUAUAAUCAUUGAGCUUUACUGUUAU
This is a messenger RNA of Cotesia glomerata, 2457 nucleotides long. RefSeq lists its product as uncharacterized. The transcript is spliced from 5 exons. Lineage: Eukaryota; Metazoa; Arthropoda; Insecta; Hymenoptera; Braconidae. Gene Ontology annotation, molecular function: protein heterodimerization activity; protein homodimerization activity. Bases 1448 to 2284 code for a protein of 278 amino acids. The record is from RefSeq and is a predicted model, not a curated record. Gene Ontology annotation, cellular component: mitochondrial outer membrane. Gene Ontology annotation, biological process: regulation of apoptotic process; intrinsic apoptotic signaling pathway in response to DNA damage; extrinsic apoptotic signaling pathway in absence of ligand.